This is a messenger RNA of Chrysemys picta bellii (western painted turtle), 1520 nucleotides long. NCBI's taxonomy places the organism in Eukaryota, Metazoa, Chordata, Testudines, Emydidae. The record is from RefSeq and is a predicted model, not a curated record.
AUGGUCAGCCUUAGGCACACUAUUGAACUAAAUCUCCCUCAGGUCCCAUAUACAUCAUUUACCUUCAACUCCAUAUGGACCUUUCUUAAGCCUGUGGCUGAAACUCUAUCCUUGAACAACAGAGGAAAGGGGGAAGAAUGGCAGGACUCUUUGCUGGACUAUAAGACAAAGGAAUCAAAUCAACACCAAACUAAAACAAAGAGAAAAACAAUUAAGGUCCUCCUAGAAAACCAAUACCUUUAUUCAGACAGAGUCCUCCUCCUGCAAUACGUAGAUGACUUACUAAUUGCUGCUGUGGGUCUGAUCCCUUGUCUCAAAAACAAGGGGAGACUUAGCGUGUGGGUACUGCCAGGGCACAGCACCCCGAGCAAGGGGCACCGGGGUCCUGCGAGGGACACGGGGUCCAGAAGAAGAGGACAAGGCGGAUCACCAGCAUGCAGAGGGCGCUACAAGGCUGUGAGAGCUAACUCCCUGGACGAUCAGCAGGAGGCACUGCAGGGAUACACCAAAGAUUCACAGCCUUUUCUGCUGGAUGCCCCUGUCCACUCCUUACAGCCUGGUGACUCCGUUCUCAUUCGGACCUGGAAGGAUGAGCCUCUCCAUGAGAAGAGGAAGGGACCCCACACCGUCCUGCUGGUCUCACACAUGGCAGCAAAAGUCAAAGGACACAAGAACUGGAUUCAUCACUCUCAACUGAAAGCAGUACACACUCCUGAACAGUGGACUGUCCAGCCUGCAGAAAAGACUGCCAGCAACGAUUUGGGACUUAAGCUGUUAUUCAAAAGACAGUAAGAGUAGCUGGGAAUGCCUGGUGAUCUCUUUGAACAGCCAAAGCGCACUCCCAGCGAGAACCCUGAGCAUUGGUUCGAUCUAUUCACAGAAGGCCGACCUAGCCUAUGGUCCUGGUCCUUUUAUUUUUUUAUUUGUUUGGUGUCAGUGAUUCUUAUCUUCUGGGCAUUUGGGUUGUUGUAAUUACAAUAUGGGUUCAGGUUUAAGGUCUCUCACAACAUUCCAUUUUGUCACAGAAGCAAUCCUUCUGUUACCUGUUUCACCCACAUAGCAUGCAGGAUGGGGAGCCAUCCCUGCAGACAUGGCUACCAAUACCAAUGAGGCCCUGAAAAUUGCCUUUGCCCCUGAGUUCAAUCUCUCCACUGUUGAAUAUGUGUCCAGACUCCCCACCAUUCGACUGGAUUGCGCUGGAGAGUAGUUCCCCAAAAUUGGUCAGUCUUUUGUCAAAGGUGGAUGGUUACCAGCAGCAGCACCUCUGACAAUUUAAGUUUGCGAUCCAACUGUACUGCGGAAGCUCCUUAUGGCCUACACAAUAGCUCUUGGAAUUCCCACUAUAGUAGCACUCUUAAGCCCCAGCCCAUUCCUCUACGCUCUCCACCCACUGGUCUCAUAUGUUUUCGGCAAGCCAGUACAAGUAAUCAUACCUGGUUUGCCAGCGUUAGUAAAUGUAGAUUUUAUAUUGGUCCUGGUAUAAGUCUCACUGUUCCUGUACUAAAUGCCACCGGUUGGCA